Ictalurus punctatus (channel catfish) is the source of this 1040-nucleotide messenger RNA. RefSeq lists its product as uncharacterized. The record is from RefSeq and is a predicted model, not a curated record. The transcript has 2 exons. The coding region runs from base 570 to 1022 and encodes 150 amino acids. NCBI's taxonomy places the organism in Eukaryota, Metazoa, Chordata, Actinopteri, Siluriformes, Ictaluridae.
GUUUGGGAGACCCCUGUUGCAUCAAAUUUUGCCCAUUACCUGAAGACAAUUAACACUUAGCAUAGAAACAGAUGCCCACAUAUACUAACCAGUUGAAGGAAGGAAGAAAGUAAGACACAGAGCCAGUGCGUGAGAACAAGCAAGGUUCCAAGUUUAUUGUUCCAAUUCACAUGAGAUCCACACAGUUGAGACGUCCUGAGGGUGAUCUGAAAUCCCAGAGCUGAGGCUCUCCUAUUUAUAACGUGUUUUAUGUCCCACCCUCAGUUCUCUGUCUCCAAACACCAAUAUGUUCCGAAUUAACUGAUAUCAAAACUCCUUUAUUUUCGCUAACUGGAGUUUUCCUGCUACAUUUAUACCUGCAACACGAUGUAAACCAGCAACGCUUAUCUCGUGGGAUUUGGACAGUUUGAAGCUCCCUAUCUUCCGAGUUCAGCUCGGUUCCAUGCCCAUUAGGUACGGUCUGUCUGUUUUCUCUUUUUUUAAAACUGACUACCACGUGUCAUGUCAUUCCUGACUGGGUUUUCACUGCGAGAGGAUCUCCGCCAAUUUGUACACUCCAUCCCUACAUUAUGGGUGAACGUCAGUUCUUCUUAUCUCCUUUACUGGAGGGACUGGAUUUGGAUCUGAACACCUGCUAUCAGCUUGCGCAUCUCACUGCCGACAUCACUAUGCUGCUCGAAGUUCUUCACACCCCCUCUGAGAAUGUGGGGUUCCCCCCACUGCUCGGAUACAGAAUUCGUCCAGCGAAUGUGUGUGUGAACGCUUCUACUCAGACCGACUCUCUGCCCGCUGUUCCGGCUGUCCAGUCCUCCAACUAUCAAACUGAUGAAGACAUGGCCUUCUCCGACCUGGGCUCUGACGUUUCUCCUAAUUUUUCACCUGUCAGCCCUGAGUAUACUCCUCCAUACACAUCAGCUGGCUAUCACUCGUCCCCAGGACAUACCCCGUUUUACCAGCCGUUUUCUCCCUAUCGCUCAUCAUUACCUGACUACAGUCCCACAAGUCCAAUGAAUUCUCAAUAAAAUUACAUGCUACUCACA